CCCUGCCCACCGCCGUGUCCGUCCCGCCGCGGGCGGAGCCGGGGCCGGCAUGGCGGAGGCGGCGCAGGGUCGGGUGCAGGCGGCGGUGGAGAGCGCGGUGCAGGCCCUGGAGCGGGAGCGGAUCCGGGGCAUGCAGGGUGCCAUGUUCCGGUGCAGUGCGCGGUGCUGCGAGGACACCGCAGCCUCCAUGCAGGAGGUGCAGCGCUGCAUCGAGCGGUGCCAUGCGCCCCUGGCACAGGCACAGGCCAUCGUCACCGCCGAGCUGGAGCACUUCCAGGACCGCCUGAGCCGCUGCACGCUGCACUGCAACGACAAGGCUCGGGACGCGCUGGACGCGGGGGGCACCGAGGCUCGGGUACGCGGCCAGCUGGACGCCUGCCUGGCCGCCUGCGGCGAUGACCACCUGCGCCUCAUCCCUGCCAUGGCCAAGAAGAUGCAGGACAGCCUGGCCGCCCUGCAGCAGUGACGGUGGCACCCCGGCGCUGCCACCCUCGGCGCGCUCCUUCAAGGCGAGGUUCAUGGAUAAGAAGCUGUCAUUGAAGCUCAAUGGUGGUCGCCACGUCCAGGGGAUCCUGCGUGGCUUUGAUCCCUUCAUGAACCUCGU
Messenger RNA from Pogoniulus pusillus (Red-fronted tinkerbird), 604 nucleotides. It is a transcript of the gene TIMCC, whose product is annotated as family with sequence similarity 136 member A. The coding region runs from base 50 to 466 and encodes 138 amino acids. The record is from RefSeq and is a predicted model, not a curated record. Gene Ontology annotation, cellular component: cytoplasm. NCBI's taxonomy places the organism in Eukaryota, Metazoa, Chordata, Aves, Piciformes, Lybiidae. The transcript has 5 exons.